Amphiprion ocellaris (clown anemonefish) is the source of this 997-nucleotide messenger RNA. Its product is annotated as ferritin, middle subunit-like. Gene Ontology annotation, molecular function: ferric iron binding; ferrous iron binding. Gene Ontology annotation, cellular component: cytoplasm. Gene Ontology annotation, biological process: intracellular iron ion homeostasis; iron ion transport. The record is from RefSeq and is a predicted model, not a curated record. NCBI's taxonomy places the organism in Eukaryota, Metazoa, Chordata, Actinopteri, Pomacentridae.
CAUUUCACACCAGGGAAGAAACGUUUGAGGAGUUCUUGCUUCAACAGUGUUUGAACGGAACUUCUUGCUUCGUCCCAGUUUUUUUUUGGUCUCUCACCUACUGCUAAAUUCCGGACACGAAGAAAACCUCCUUUACUUGAACACUACUGAAAAAGUCGACGUAAAGCUCUAUUUUUGUACCGUUUUUGUUAAGAAAAAAGCACAACAAACGCCAGCCAAAAUGGACUCCCAAGUGCGUCAGAACUACCACCGCGACUGCGAGGCCGCCAUCAACCGGAUGGUCAACAUGGAGAUGUUUGCCUCUUACACCUACACUUCUAUGGCCUUCUACUUCUCCCGUGACGAUGUGGCCCUCCCAGGCUUCUCCCACUUCUUCAAGGAGAACAGCCACGAGGAGAGGGAGCACGCCGAGAAGCUGCUGUCCUUCCAGAACAAGAGAGGAGGACGCAUCUUCCUCCAGGACAUCAAGAAACCGGAGCGUGAUGAGUGGGGCAGUGGACUGGAGGCCAUGCAGUGCGCCCUGCAGCUGGAGAAGAACGUGAACCAGGCUCUGCUGGACCUGCACAAGCUGGCUUCUGAGCACGCAGACCCUCAUCUGUGCGACUUCCUGGAGAGCCAUUACCUGGACGAGCAGGUGGAGGCCAUCAAGAAGCUGGGUGACUACAUCUCCAACCUCACCCGCAUGGACGCCCACAACAACAAGAUGGCAGAGUACCUGUUUGACAAGCACUCUGGGGGGCAAGAGCUAAACGCAAACAGCGAGGAGUGAACCUGCAUUGAAAGUCUUAACAAGCAGGGUUUAAAAUAAACAUCUUUCUGCUCUAGAUGUUCAUUCACAGAGCAUGAUUUCAUGUCUAAUUUGCUUUUUGGUGGUGUUUUGUAUUCGUGUCAUAUGGAAAGAUGGAUGCUUAUUAGAUUGUGGUGUUGACCAUCAGUCUAGUCUUGUGGCAUUUUGUGAGUGUCUGAUCUGUUAAUCUGAAUAAACCUUUUGAGCUGG